This is a messenger RNA of Telopea speciosissima, 2294 nucleotides long. Its product is annotated as HIPL1 protein-like. Lineage: Eukaryota; Viridiplantae; Streptophyta; Magnoliopsida; Proteales; Proteaceae. The transcript is spliced from 7 exons. The coding region runs from base 47 to 2122 and encodes 691 amino acids. The record is from RefSeq and is a predicted model, not a curated record.
UCAGACCCUUGGUUGUUUUUGUUUCCUCCGUAGAGACAGUUGAGAGAUGGGCAGUUUACUCUACUUCUUGUUCCUUUUCUGUCAGUUGCUGCUGCUUCCUGGGCUAUCUUCUUCUCAUCCCUUAUGCACCAACUCAUCGGCACCUUUUACUCUGAAGGCACCUCUGACCUUCUGUCCUUAUAAUGGAAGUGUCUGUUGUGAUUCUGCCAAAGAUAGUCAGUUGCAGAAACAGUUUCAAUCGAUGAACAUCUCAGAUCCUGCCUGUGCCUCUAUGAUGAAAUCUCUUCUUUGUGCGAAAUGUGAUCAAUUCUCUGCACAGCUAUUUAAGAUUGAAUCUGGGUCUCGGUCAGUUCCAGUUCUGUGCAACUCCACCAUAUCAGUAGAUUCAACCCAAUCUAACAGUGCAGCAAAUGACUUUUGUGGAAAUGUCUGGGAUACAUGCCAAAAAGUGUCUAUGUUGGGUUCGCCCUUUGCUACUGCAUUGCAAGGUAGUGCUGGAGUACAUGUGAACACCAGUUCUUCCAAAUUAAUUGAUCUUUGGCAGUCUAAAAGUGAUUUUUGCCAUGCAUUUGGUGGACCUUCUGCUAAAGAUUCAGUAUGUUUUAAUGGUGAGCCGGUUUCACUGAAUAAUACUGGAACCAUACAUCCCCCCAAUGGUCUGUGCCUUGAGAAAAUUGGAAAUGAAAGUUACAUCGAUAUGGCUGCGCAUCCUGAUGGUUCUAACCGUGUGUUUUUGGCUGACCAAAAAGGUCGGAUAUGGUUGGCAACUGUUCCAGAAGCAGGAUCUGGGGGAACAUUAGGACUUGAUGAAUUAAGUCCUUUUCUAGAUAUAUCAGAUCAAGUACAUCUUGAUACCCAAUUAGGGCUGAUGGGUAUCUCAUUUCAUCCAAACUUUGUGAACAAUGGCCGCUUCUUUGUUUCAUUCAACUGUGACAAGGCUCAGUGGGGUGGAUGUUCUGGGAGAUGUUCAUGUAAUUCAGAUGUGAAGUGUGAUCCUUCAGUUCUUGCUUCUUUCGCAGGGGAUGCUCCAUGUCAGUAUUAUAGUAUUAUCUCAGAAUUUACUGUUAAUGGUACCACAUCGCAGCUUUCCUUGGCAACAAGGGGCAAUCCGUCAGAAGUUAGAAGGAUCUUUACCAUGGGUCUUCCAUUUGCAGCUCAUCAUGGGGGCCAGAUUAUCUUUGGACCCUCUGAUGGAUAUUUAUACCUUAUGAUGGGAGAUGGUGGGGGUGUUGGUGACCCUUUCAAUUUUUCCCAAAACAAGAAAUCUUUGCUUGGAAAGAUUAUGAGGUUCGAUGUAGAUAAUAUACCAAGUGAAAAUGAUAUAAUUGAUCUGAAUCUAUGGGGAAACUAUUCUAUCCCCAAAGAUAAUCCUGCUUCUGAAGACAAGGAAUUGCAGCCUGAAAUUUGGGCCUUGGGCCUACGGAAUCCUUGGCGCUGUAGUUUUGAUGCAGAAAGACCUUCAUACUUUAUCUGUGCAGAUGAUGGCCAGGAUAAAUAUGAAGAGGUGGAUGUUAUCACAAAGGGUGGGAACUAUGGAUGGCGUGUGUAUGAGGGUCCCUAUACUUUCAAUCCUCCACAAUCCCCUGGAGGAAAUACAUCUGCCAAGUCAAUCAAUCCCAUCUUUCCUGUAAUGGGUUAUGAUCACUCUGCUUUGAAUAACACUGUCGGAUCAGCAGCAAUCAUAGGUGGCUACUACUAUCGGUCCUUGACUGAUCCAUGCACAUAUGGAAGGUACAUAUAUGCGGAUUUGUAUGCGGGUGCUAUUUGGGCUGGUACUGAAAACCCAGAGAACAGUGGAAAUUUCAGUAGCAGCCAGAUUCCUUUCAGUUGUGCUCAUGACUCUCCAAUCCAAUGCACCUCCACAGAAGGAAGUCAUAUCCCUACUUUGGGUUACAUAUUCUCAUUUGGGGAGGAUAAUAGAAAAGAUGUUUAUAUUCUGGCGACCAACGGUGUGUACAGAUUUUCAAGUCCAAGUCGCUGCAACUAUACAUGCUCAAAGGAAAAUGUUAAGAGUCCGAGUACUUCAAAUUCCCCUCCAUCUAAGAUCCCAUUAAGGAAACAAUUUUAUGAUCUGGUGCUUUUGGUCUCUUCAUUGAUGUUUCUACUAGGUUUUACAUGCUGAGCCUCUUGUCUGAUUUUUGUUUCUAUACCAGGAGAAUCUUGUGGAAGAGAAAAAAAUUUAAAUAUAUAUAUAUAUCGAUGUGCCUUAAAAAAUGUGGAGAAAUCUACAGGCAUUGGAAGACCCGAAGGAUGUGGUCUGCUUGCAAGGGGAAUGGUGACUCCCAACUUGAUUA